AUGACACCCUCUCUCUCUUCCGCCCUCUCACUUCUCCCUGCCUCCUCCGAUCUUCCACCCUCUCUCUCCCUCCAACCAACUAACAAGGCGGCGGCGACCGGCGAUGGCGAGCACAACACAGCUGAGUCCUCUAAUCUUCCCCCCUCUCUCUCCCUCCAACCAAUUAACGAGCUGGCGGCGACCGACGACGGCGAGCACAACGCAGCUGCCGCGACGAUAGAGAUCUCUGCCUCCAGUCUCGAAGCUACACGGCGACGGUAG
Messenger RNA from Linum trigynum, 261 nucleotides. Lineage: Eukaryota; Viridiplantae; Streptophyta; Magnoliopsida; Malpighiales; Linaceae. The record is from the annotation of a GenBank genome assembly.